AUGAAGCUUGAUCAAAUUUCUUCAUAUUGCGAUAAAUAUCCGCAAGAAGCAUCUAAUCUUUCACAAGUAUAUCUUGACUUAACCACUGUCAAAUCGUGGGCUGAAGUAAAAGUUAAAGACAUUGAACCUUUACAAAGAUGUGUUUUACUCGGGAGAACUAAAGUACAUGAUAGAAUUAAUCCUCCGUCUGAUAAUAGUGCAAUUUAUGACCCACUUGGAUAG
Messenger RNA from Dentiscutata erythropus, 222 nucleotides. The record is from the annotation of a GenBank genome assembly. Lineage: Eukaryota; Fungi; Glomeromycota; Glomeromycetes; Diversisporales; Gigasporaceae.